Penicillium riverlandense is the source of this 627-nucleotide messenger RNA. RefSeq lists its product as uncharacterized. Bases 1 to 627 code for a protein of 208 amino acids. NCBI's taxonomy places the organism in Eukaryota, Fungi, Ascomycota, Eurotiomycetes, Eurotiales, Aspergillaceae. The transcript is spliced from 3 exons. The record is from RefSeq and is a predicted model, not a curated record.
AUGGUUUCCCGAAGCCUCUUUCUCCUCGGAGCCGCUGGCCUUGCUGCCGCUCAGUCAUCCGUCGUGUCGAUGUUUAUUAUCGAUACUGACCCGCAACCUUUGGUCGGUUCAGUGAUCGGCGAGAGUGCUGAACAAACCACCUAUCUCGUUCAAUGCAAGUCUGGAACACCCAGCGAUGAGUGUGGCAUGGGUCCCGGUGUGACUAUGAUCUGGGGUCCCAGUACCGCCGUUUGGUCGAUGAAUGAAUCGCCUGCAUUCUACGGCAGUGUUGGCUGUUCUAUGGGCGGCACCACAGCCGCCGUGUGCACCGAGUCAUUUGGCGGCAGCGAGGCCAACUUCCCUGGAAAGUCGACUACUUCUCUGGGGAAAGACGAUAUCACUCUUCUUCCAGUCACGAUCACUGCUGGUCCUUCGAACGGAGCCUCGGCAAUGACGACCACAGCUCAAUCGACCGAGUCGCCAUCCAUGUCGAGUGUUAGCACUGGCAGCAAUACGUCGGGAGCUUCGGGCACAGCUGCCUCUACCAUGUCCACUGGAAAUAGUAUCGGUGGUAUUGCGCAAAUAACUGGGAAUGCUGGGCUCGCCUUCGGUGGAAUGGCUGUGGCUAUGGCUGCUGUCGCUCUGUGA